AACAAGCUGUUCAAACAGAGAGCACCUAUCAAACCUAAUAUUAUAAUCUGCUGCUUUUUUUCUUCUAGUAUACACUGCUGUCCAUCAGAAGAAAUAAUUAAUAGGUUUAUUAUGUAUGAAAGCAUCAUCCUGUCAGUUCAGUGCCAGGUUUGCAUAGCUCAUAUCAGCUACUCAUUGAUGCCAUGCAUGCUCACUGUCCCAAGAUAUGACAAAACACUACACCCUUUGGGAUUUUUUUUUCUCCUGUUCAAAAACAGCGUUUCACAUCUGUGUCUGACAGAAGCAUUAGAAGCAGAGAGGAGCAGACCCGUCAUCAUCCCUUACGAAUAUGAGGCUGAAGCAUGGGUGAAAAGUUAAGACAAAACCUGAAGUCCACUGAUCUUGCAUUAUAGUUUUUCAAAGCAACAUACAAUGUGGAAGCUACUGAAUUUAUAGGAAAACAAGAACUUUUCACUGUUGGAAUCAUCUACAGAAAACAGAUGGGAUUUACUGGUUGCUAAAGCUUUUACUCAGUUUUUAAUAAGUACUGAACACUUGAGUUAUCUGAGGUAUGUUCAUCUGCCUCUAUUGUUUGAAGAGAUGUGAAGUUCAGAGCUCCCUUUCUGGAACCGUGAAAGAACAGAAUAACCUAAAAUGGUGCAUAUAGAAUCCAAUCAAGUAUUCAGGAUGCCUGAGAAUCAAUUAGAAACAACCACUACCACAAAAGAAAGCAGCAGCAACGAAUAAAAAUGCUGUGGAGAAAGAAAUCACAAGCCACAGGAGAAAAAUGCACUUAAAUAGAAAAGCUUCCUACCUGAUGAGCGUCUUUCCAUAUAUUCAGACACAGCACAGAUAAAUGAGCUUCGAUCAAUAAGAUUCAAUCAAAUAUCUCCAGGUGUCUUCAAAAAUAUUAUCAAGUACAGAAAACAUUCUUAAUAUCCUGAUGAUAAUACACUAAGAACAAGAAUGGAAGUAAAUUCAACCUUUGUAAACAGUACUUCUGUCAACCAUAAACAGUUAGAAGGGCAUAGCCUUUGGGAAGUCAUUACAAUUGCCACUGUCACCGCGAUUGUAAGCCUAAUAACCAUAGUGGGAAACAUUCUUGUAAUGAUAUCCUUCAAAGUCAACAGUCAACUCAAAACUGUUAACAAUUAUUACUUGCUCAGCCUUGCUUGUGCAGACCUCAUCAUUGGAAUAUUUUCUAUGAAUCUUUACACAUCUUAUAUACUAAUAGGCCAUUGGUCUCUUGGAAGUCUGGCAUGUGAUCUGUGGCUAGCAUUGGACUAUGUAGCUAGCAAUGCCUCAGUAAUGAAUUUGCUAGUUAUCAGUUUUGAUCGAUACUUUUCCAUCACAAGACCUCUAACCUACAGGGCUAAGCGCACACCCAAAAGGGCCGGCAUUAUGAUUGGUCUAGCUUGGUUAAUUUCCUUUAUUCUGUGGGCACCACCAAUCUUAUGCUGGCAGUAUUUUGUGGGAGAACGAACUGUCCCAUCUGAAGAAUGCCACAUACAAUUUUUGUAUGAACCCAUUAUCACCUUCGGCACUGCAAUUGCUGCUUUCUACAUCCCAGUGUCAGUGAUGACUAUUUUAUAUUGCCGCAUUUAUAAAGAGACUGAGAAACGUACCAAGGACCUUGCUGAACUUCAAGGCUCUGAGUCUGCGGCAGAGCCUGAGAUGAUAAAACCCCAGAAAGCUCUUCUGAAGUCCUGUUUUAGUUGCAAGCAACAAAAUUUAGCCAAAAGGGAGAGGUGUCAGGCUUCAUGGUCUUCAUCCAGUCGAAGCACUUCAGCCACUGCAAAAGUACCUCAAACACCAAAUACUUGUAAUGAUUGGUCUAAGGCAGACCAGCUAACCACCUGCAGCAGCUACGCAUCCUCAGAAGAAGAGGACAAACCUGCCACUGAUUCAGUUUUUCAAGUAACUUACAAGAGUCCAGCCAAAGAUAAGAAAGAAGAGUUUAAUGAGGAGGAGAAUAAGGAAGUUUUUAUCAAAGACCACCCUAUGGAAAAUGAUUUUGAGACUCAGAAAUACUUUCUAUCUCCAGCCAAAAGCCAAGUGCAAAAAAGUCCAAAAUGUGUAGCCUAUAAAUUCCACUUGGUGGUUAAGGCUGAUGGCACCCAGGAAACCAACAAUGGUUGCCGAAAAGUAAAAAUAACUCCUUGUUCUGCUGCUUUAUCAAAGGACCCUUCCAUCAAAAGCAUGGAUCCAAAUUUAAGUAACCAAAUCACUAAAAGGAAAAGAAUGGUCCUUAUAAAGGAGCGCAAAGCAGCCCAGACUUUAAGUGCCAUUCUUCUAGCUUUUAUCAUCACUUGGACUCCCUACAAUAUAAUGGUAUUAGUCUCCACAUUUUGCUCAGACUGCAUUCCUCUAACACUGUGGCACCUUGGAUAUUGGCUGUGCUAUGUGAAUAGCACUGUUAACCCUAUUUGUUAUGCUCUCUGUAACAAAACUUUCAGAAAAACUUUCAAGAUGCUACUCUUCUGUCAAUGGAAAAAGAAAAAAGUGGAAGAGAAGUUGUACUGGCAGGGUAAUACCAAACUGCUAUAAUUGAAAUAUACAAUGAGAGGCAAACAUAAAAAGUAUGUAGUGACAUUGUCCAUGCAUCGUAAAUUGGCUGCAGUUCUUUCUUUUCAAAGUUGUUGCUUUACAUGUCUGGAGACAAAAAUUCCCGCACAGAAAGGCCAAAUUUUGCAUAAUGACAGUCUUGUGCAUGGGUUCCAGAGGAAAGCAGCAGCUGCUAUGAGUGUCUAUGGGUGUCUGCAGUCACGCAAUGGAGCUGCAUUACUGUCAACAUCUUAGGGGCCUGUGGUGUUCCCUUUCAGCCAGAGAACUAGUAGAGUGAAUCACAAACCCCUGGAAAUUAGCGAUGGAUAGACCUAUUAGGUCAUCCAGUCCAUCUCCCUGCAGUUGCAAGGCUGUUUUCCUGUGUAUUUUCUAGUGUUUUGUCUAUUCUAGUUUUAUACAUCCCUGGACCUUGCACUACUUCCCUUGUGACACUAUUCCAUAGCCUGAUGAAAUGGCACAAGGACCAUCUAAAAGUGAAAACAGUAGUGCGCAAAAUAAAGCUUUGGGGGAUCUUUUGGAUCCCAAAUGGGCAAAUCUGUUGAAGGCAAGUAUAAAGCUAAGAAAAUGUUCUAUUGUAGGAUAACUUUUCUGGGUGGAGGGAGGACUCAUAGGUCAUGUAAUGCAUAAUGUUACAUUGGUGUAAUAUUAAGAACCCAAUGCCCAUACCAAGGCUAUUAUACAAGUUACUAUCACCUGGAAACAAGUAGUUAGCAGAAAUUUCUGAAUUUUUAUUUCUUCAUAUACCUGGUGGGGUUAUUUUAAAGUCACUAUACCAGUGCAAAGUGAUGGUGCAAAUUAGAAUCUCUUCUUUAACUCCACUACGCCCCCUCAGAAAAUCUACCUUUAGUUUAAUGAUAUACAGAACACAGGAAAAAUAUAAACUGAUGUCGUGCAGUCAUCAAUAUAUCAUGAAGUUAUUAAAAAUACUGAGAAAAUUGGUAUUGCUGGAAGAUGAAAAUAAGAUUUUUUGUGACUCACCUCUGAUAGUUUCUAUAUUAAUCUUAAUAUUAUUUAGCACUUAUGCAGCACUUUUGAUCUUCAAAGAACUUAACAAAUUAAAUUGCCUAAUUAAUUUGUUUGGAAUUAUAUGUUCUCUUUGGCCAGAUCUUUUGGGCUGGUCGAACUGCUGGGCGAGGGGAAAGGUGGCUGUUAACCAUCUUUGUGGCUCCUGUAUUCUGGGGCCAGCAUGUGCAGGCCCUGAGCCCAGGUGCAAGUUAGUGCAGGACACAAGGGGCUGUUCCAGGAACUGAGGUUUGCUGGGGCCUAAGGAUCCCCCAGUAAUGCCUCUCCUGAAAGGAGGAGUGGGGUGUUCAAGGUGGCAUUGUGGUUUGGGGCUGCAUGGAGGAUUCCGUUUGACAGGAGAUCUCAUAUAGAUGGAUUCACUGUCAUUACGGCCACUUGCAGCACAAAGCUGCUGAAGUGAGGUAAUGAUCUGGCUCACUGCAGUGUAAUAAAAUCAAGUGUCAAAAAACCCAGGAGGAAACAAAGGAAAUGGCAACAGAAAUCAGAGGGUAUAAGAAAAGACUGAGAAUAAUUAAGUGUUUAUAAAAAGAUGACAAAAUAAAGGUCCUGUAAGGAAUUACAAAUACUGCACUAGAGAUGAGCCCAGGGUUCAAAUCCAGAUCUAUCUAGCCUUUAUCAAACUUCAGGGGUAUUUGGAUCUAGAGUUUUGAUUUGGGCCCAUCUCCAUACUGCAUGUCACAAUAUACUUAACAUGAUAAUACAGUGUGACAUGAAAUACUUGCACAGUGCAGAGAUAAUGCAGCAGAUUUUGUGCUAGUUACCCUGAAUUUGUCAUUGUUUUCAGUGAAGUUUGUUUUUAGUGGAGCUGGCCUAUAAUUUAGUUAAUGGUAGUUAUCAUGAAAGACAUGUUUUUUCUAUAACUAUCCAAGUAAUUCAUGUAAAUGACCACUGUGUAAGUAAUUUUUUUAAUAUUCCUAAUUUUCAAAGGGAAAAUAUAUGUCAAUGAAAGGCUAGCAAUAUGUGAAAAAAUGUAUUUUGAAUUCAACAUGAUUGAUUUUGAAGUAUAUUGUAUUGUCCAAGUAAUUUCUGGUACUUUAGCAUAUGAUUAUUAAAGGGAAGUAUGGGUUUUUAUGAAGACCCUUUUUUUGAUUUAGCUCUGUCACCAUUCAGAACUUCUUCUGUGUAUAGUGAGUGGCUCUUAUAGUGGGUUGAUCUUAUUUUGCAUUGGAUCAAACACAUAAAUAGUGUGUUUGAUUCAACACAAUAUUAAUGUGCACAUCUGUGACAAAAGCUAUAGUAAAGCCAAAUGUAUAAGGCUGUACGAGUUCUUGCUAGCUGCAAUGUUGUUGCUAAAGUAAAGCAUUGGCUUCUACUUCUGAAGUUAAAUGGGAUAUUUUUGUUGUCCCUUUUGGGCUUCUGUUAAACAAGAGUGUUUUGUAAAUGUUUAUGGACUCUGUGCUGAAUAGAUGUAUAAGAUAGAUUAUACAGUGAUGGAUGCAACUAUGUCAGUUCAAUGUAAUUGUGAAAUGUGUGCUCAAACUAUGCUGCUAGCAUCUGAGACAUUACAUUACCAAACUGCAAGGUACGUUGUAAAUACCUGGAAUUAUAUAAAAGAAAUAUAGGAUGUUUAUGCUUUCCUGUUAUGUAGUAUGGUAACAUGAACCUCAACAAAACAUAAUUUAGUUAUUAAUUAUACCUUGUUUCAAGUUCUGUAAAGCUCCCUUUUAAACUUAAUGUAGACUAAAAAGCUUACUUUAUCUGGA
This is a messenger RNA of Caretta caretta (loggerhead turtle), 5270 nucleotides long. It is a transcript of the gene CHRM5, whose product is annotated as cholinergic receptor muscarinic 5. Gene Ontology annotation, biological process: chemical synaptic transmission; adenylate cyclase-inhibiting G protein-coupled acetylcholine receptor signaling pathway; G protein-coupled receptor signaling pathway, coupled to cyclic nucleotide second messenger. Gene Ontology annotation, molecular function: G protein-coupled acetylcholine receptor activity; G protein-coupled serotonin receptor activity. The record is from RefSeq and is a predicted model, not a curated record. Gene Ontology annotation, cellular component: plasma membrane; synapse; dendrite. Lineage: Eukaryota; Metazoa; Chordata; Testudines; Cheloniidae.